CGUUUGCACUGACGUCACACAUUUCCCAUAACACUUAGCGAAGCGCCAUUUUGGUGGGCAAACAAUCUCCUCGCGACGGCCUUUUCUGUAUUGUUCUGUAUUAAGGAAGUAUCGAAAUGGGUUAUUCUUGUGCAAUUAUAGGUUGUUCAAAACGUUAUGGACGGGAUAAAUUGUAUAGAUUUUACAGAUUACCAUCUGUAGUCACUAGGGAAGGCAAGGAGCACGAGGAGUUAACGAGAAAACGGCAAAGAAAGUGGCUUGAGAACAUAAGCAGAUCGGAUAUCAAGACGUCAAGCUACAACAAUAUUCGUGUGUGUAGCGACCAUUUUGUGAGCGGUCAACCUUCAUACUUAUAUGAUCAGACGAAUCCCGAUUGGGCACCAACUAGAAAUCUAGGACAUAUGAAAAUCAGUGAGGCCAGUGUGAAGAAAUCAAUUGAACGGAACCAACGUUUAAACAAACGAAGAUCAAACAUCAUUAAAAGAAGAAAUAAUGAUAGCCGUCUUCCUGUAAGUGAUGAUGAUGCCGGUGCAGCUAAUGAAACAUUGACUGCUGUUGACGAAGAAAUUCCCAGAGUUGAAGCUGAACUGAAUGGCGAUGAAUGUUUCGGACCUGUAAAUGAAGACUGCCAAACUGACUUAUCUUCUAAAGACAUUGCUAGCUUAGAAAAAUGUUUAGAGAAUGCGAAUGACGAAAUUUACAGACUCCGAAAUCAAAUUGUAGAUUUAAGCUUCAAUAUGGACUCAUUUAGAAAUGAUGAUGCUAAAGUACGAUACUUCACAGGCCUACCAAAUUUUCAGGUAUUGUUGACUGUCUAUAAUUUUGUAGCACCAAGCAUCACGACAACACAAAGGAACUCAUUAACCAAAUUUCAAGAACUGUUAAUAGUGUUGAUAAGACUGCGAUUGAAUUCGUCAUUCCAAGAUUUAGGAUACAGGUUUUCUGUCUCAGUGUCCACGAUAAGCCGAAUUUUUUAUCGUUGGUUACCAGUGUUGGAUGAGAGACUUUCCUUUUUGAUUUGCUGGCCUGAGAGGGAACAGCUCCAAAAAACCAUGCCUGUUGCCUUCUGAAAGUCCUUUGGAACAAAGGUUGCCGUUAUUGUUGACUGCUUUGAAGUCUUUAUCGACAGGCCCUCAACUUUGUCAGCCCGUGCAAUGACGUGGUCAAGUUAUAAGCAUCAUAACACUGCCAAGUUUUUGAUAGGUAUCACGCCUCAAGGCGUAAUUUCAUUUAUAUCAAAUGCAUGGGGGGGUCGUGUCAGCGAUAAGCACAUAACGGAAAACUGUAAAUUACUAAACAAUUUAUUGCCAGGAGAUUUGGUUUUGGCAGACAGAGGUUUCGAUAUUGCGGACAGUGUAGGCCUAU
Messenger RNA from Anneissia japonica, 1365 nucleotides. RefSeq lists its product as uncharacterized. The record is from RefSeq and is a predicted model, not a curated record. The transcript has 3 exons. Lineage: Eukaryota; Metazoa; Echinodermata; Crinoidea; Comatulida; Comatulidae. The coding region runs from base 117 to 1070 and encodes 317 amino acids.